AUGCAAACUCCACUCAGAAAGGCCCUGGUCCGACCGGGAUUCGAACCCAGGACCUUCUUGCUGAGAGGCGAGAGUGCUAUCCACUCAGCCACCGUGCCGAAGAAGGAGAAGGAGGAGGAGAAGGAGGAGGAGGAGAAGGAGAAGAAGGAGGAGGAGAAGAAGGAGAAGAAGGAGGAGGAGAAGGAGAAGGAGAAGGAGGAGGAGAAGGAGGAGGAGAAGAAGAAGGAGAAGAAGGAGGAGAAGGAGAAGAAGGAGGAGGAGGAGGAGAAGGAGAAGGAGGAGGAGAAGAAGGAGAAGAAGGAGGAGGAGAAGAAGGAGAAGGAGAAGAAGGAGGAGGAGAAGGAGAAGAAGGAGGAGGAGAAGGAGAAGAAGGAGGAGGAGGAGGAGAAGGAGAAGAAGGAGGAGGAGAAGAAGGAGAAGAAGGAGGAGGAGAAGAAGAAGGAGGAGGAGGAGAAGAAGGAGAAGAAGGAGGAGGAGAAGGAGGAGGAGAAGAAGGAGGAGGAAGAGAAGGAGAAUGAGAAGAAGGAGGAGGAGAAGGAGAAGAAGAAGGAGAAGAAGGAGGAGGAGAAGGAGGAGAAGGAGAAGAAGGAGGAGGAGAAGGAGGAGAAGGAGAAGAAGAAGGAGAACAAGGAGAACAAGGAUAAAGAAGGAGAAGGAGGAGGAGACGAAAGAGAAGGAAGAGGAGGAAGAGAAGGAGCAAGAGGAGAAGGAGAAGGAGAAGAGGAGGAGGAGAAGGAGAAGAAGGAGGAGGAGAAGAAGGAGGAGGAGAAGGAGAAGGAGGAGGAGGAGGAGAAGGAGGAGGAGGAGAAGGAGGAGGAGGAGGAGAAGAAGAAGGAGGAGAAGAAGGCGGAGAAGAAGGAGAAGAAGGAGGAGGAGAAGAAGAAGGAGAAGAAGGAGGAGGAGAAGGAGAAGAAGGAGGAGGAGAAGAAGGAGGAGGAGGAGAAGGAGGAGGAGAAGAAGGAGGAGAAGAAGGAGGAGGAGAAGGAGGAGGAGAAGGAGAAGAAGGAAGAGGAGAAGGAGAAGAAGGAGGAGGAGAAGAAGGAGAAGAAGGAGGAGAAGGAGAAGAAAGAGGAGGAGAAGGAGGAGAAGGAGGAGGAGAAGGAGAAGAAGGAGGAGAAGGAGAAGGAGAAGAAGGAGGAGGAGGAGAAGGAGAAGAAGGAGGAGGAGAAGAAGGAGAAGAAGGAGGAGGAGAAGGAGAAGAAGGAGGAGAAGGAGGAGAAGGAGGAGGAGAAGAAGAAGGAGAUGGAGAAGGAGAAGAAGGAGGAGGAGGAGAAGGAGAAGAAGAAGGAGGAGGAGAAGAAGGAGAAGAAGGAGGAGGAGAAGGAGAAGAAGGAGGAGAAGGAGGAGAAGGAGGAGGAGAAGAAGAAGGAGAUGGAGAAGGAGAAGAAGGAGGAGGAGAAGGAGAAGAAGGAGGAGGAGGAGGAGAAGGAGAAGAAGGAGGAGGAGAAGAAGGAGAAGAAGGAGGAGGAGAAGGAGAAGAAGAAGGAGAAGAAGGAGGAGGAGAAGGAGGAGAAGGAAAAGAAGGAGGAGGAGAAGGAGGAGAAGGAGAAGAAGAAGGAGAACAAGGAGAACAAGGAUAAAGAAGGAGAAGGAGGAGGAGAAGAAAGAGAAGGAAGAGGAGGAAGAGAAGGAGCAAGAGGAGAAGGAGAAGGAGAAGAAGAAGUAGAAGAAGCAGAAGAAGCAGAAGGAGAAGGAGAAGAAGAAGAAGGAGAAGGAGAAGGAGGAGAAGAAGAAGAAGAAGGCAUUGUGAGCCGAUUAGACUGCGAGUUCAACACCGGGGCAUCGGAGAAUCUACAUAGAAUAUCCCCGCUGCGGCUGCUGAGACGAUCAAUAUUAGACGAUAAAGCCAAUGCCGUUGUGGCGUGUGUUUGUCUGAGAGCUCAGCCAUGGCCCGAGGAGGCAGUUUGCAAAGCCGGCUAUAACCACCGCACUCCCCACAUGCGUAACGUCCUUCAUGUUCUCAAAGCCGUCCACUCCAGCUGCACUCGGAGCCGCCCCCAGAGGAGUCACCUGUGUGGGAGUGAGAAGAGCGUGCACGCAGAUACAGCUAAUCAAGGCUUCUUCAUUAAUGACGGUAACGACUUGUGA
This is a messenger RNA of Knipowitschia caucasica, 2088 nucleotides long. Lineage: Eukaryota; Metazoa; Chordata; Actinopteri; Gobiiformes; Gobiidae. The record is from the annotation of a GenBank genome assembly.